Frieseomelitta varia is the source of this 2337-nucleotide messenger RNA. It is a transcript of the gene tum, whose product is annotated as rac GTPase-activating protein 1. NCBI's taxonomy places the organism in Eukaryota, Metazoa, Arthropoda, Insecta, Hymenoptera, Apidae. Bases 254 to 2209 code for a protein of 651 amino acids. The record is from RefSeq and is a predicted model, not a curated record. The transcript is spliced from 11 exons. Gene Ontology annotation, biological process: signal transduction.
UCAACGUACAAUGUCAACGGCUGUGUGGCGCGAUGCUACGUGUUUUGAUCAAAGAAAUAAUUUUUAGUUUAGGAAGAAUUGAUAAUAGAAAUGCAUUUCAAACGUGUUACUCAAGUUCGAAUGAAUUAAUAUUUGUAACGAUACAAGUGUUGUAAAAUUCGAACAGUUGAUAGGAAAUCAUCGUGAAUCCAUUUGUGUGGUUUGGAUACAUGUCAAGAUACAUAUUUCUGAAAAGUUCUACGUCAAUUUAAAGAUGAGUACAUCAUUAUCGUUGCUGGCGAGCCACGAUGAAGUGGUUCGAUGUAUGAAUGUACAUUUGAACGGAGCUUGCGAAGAAGAAUUUUUAAAAUUUGCUAUAAAUCAAGAGGAAAUGAGACAGAAAUGGUUAGCAUCUGUACAAGAGUGUCAACGUCUUCAUUCAGCUUUAGAAAAAGCUCAUCAAGAAGCAGCUGAUUUAGAUAGAAAAUUAAGUCAUGCUAGAAGACUUCUAGAUGAAGAGAAAAGAAGGAGACGUACUGUUGAAGAACAAAGGAAUUCAUUGGAAAGGCAAAUUGCUUUGGCUAGAGAUCUUUUAUUUAAUGAUGGAGGAAGAAAUUUAAAUGAUGAAACUCGUGAAAAAUUGCAAUUUUUAAAUAAUACUACAUUAAAUGGUCGUUAUAGUAAAAUACAUACUAAGGAUAUACAUCAAAAUGACAAAUUGAAUACUAUAGCGGAGCUGGACUCCACUGGUUCCAUUUUAAGUGACUUAAGUUGCUUUUCAAAGUCAGAAGAUGAUUUAGAUGUUAGUGCAAUGACUCAACAACAAAAACAAAAGAAAUGCGAAUGGAAAGAACACAGACCAAGUGGCGAAUAUUCCACAAAGAAGCGACGUAGUACAGUACGAAAAUCUACAGAAUUAAAUUCAUCUGAUAGAAUAGUAGCUACAACUACAGUAAUGAUGCCAAAAGAUGGCAACAUCACUGCAUCUUCUGUAAUUGAAGCUAUACCAGGGGAUGAGAAUAUAGAUCCACAAGGACCUUUACAUAAUUCGCAUAAAAGACGGAAAAGUGGCAAUCGUAGUAAAUCAAAGUUAACUUCUGUUGAUACAAAUGAAAUUCAAAUUGAUACUGCUCCUUCUGCACCAAAAAUUGAAGCUCUUACAUCAGGAUCAGAUUCUGAAGGUGUUUUUAAACCUAGCCCAAACAUAGGUGGAUAUACUUUAAAUACAAAAUCAACUAGAGGACAUAACUUUAUAGCAAAAACUGUAAUUAAACCAGAAGUUUGUACACCAUGUGACAAGAGAAUUCGAUUUGGGAAAGUAGCUUUGAAAUGUAAAGACUGUAGAGCUACAGCUCAUACGGAAUGUAAAGACUUGGUUCCAUUACCAUGUGUACCCACUGGAAAUACGCCUACAUUACGUGGAACAUCAGGGACAAUAGCAGAUUAUACACCCAUGGUUCCACCAAUGGUACCAUCAUUAGUUGUUCAUUGUAUCAAUGAAAUAGAAUUGAGAGGAAUGAGUGAACAAGGAUUGUAUAGAGUAAAUGGUGGUUUAACAGAGGUGAAAUGUUUGAAAGAGAAAUUCCUUAAAGGCAAAGGUGCUCCUAAUCUGUCUGAUGUUGAUAUACCUACCAUAUGUUCUACCCUUAAAGAUUUCCUUAGAUCGUUGCGAGAGCCGUUAAUCACUGUUGGAUUAUGGGCUGACUUCGUUCGCGCAACUAAUAUUACUGAUAAACAAGAUGCAGAUGCUGCUUUAUACCAAGCAAUUUCAGAAUUACCUCAACCUAACAGAGAUACACUUGCCUUUCUAAUCUUGCAUUUACAAAGAGUAUCAAGUAGUCCAGAAUGUAAAAUGCCAAUAAGUAAUUUAGCUAAAGUUUUUGGACCUACUUUAGUGGGCUAUAGUUGCCAGAAACCAUCACCCACUUCUCUUCUUUCUGAGACAAGUAAUCAAGUUGCUAUAGUGGAAAGUUUGUUAAAAAUUCCUUCAGAUUAUUGGGCAAAUUUCGUUAAUCCUGAAAAUCUAAAUAAUAUUGGUAUUCAUAAUCCUGAAAAUCUAAAUAAUAUUGGUAUUCAUAAACCCAGAGAAUUACAACAUACACCAUCUCAAGAAUCUCUACUUAAACGUAGUAUUUCCCGUGGCUUCUUUAAUACUCCACUUACUUCUAGUCGGACAUUUAUGAGAAAAAAUAAGAAAUACUUCGCAUCUCCCUCUAGGGUAGCUUUCUAACAAAGAUAGAAAUGGCGCUACAUUUGAUUCGUCUACAGUAUCGCAGCUAGAUAUAGUCAUUGGAGAUAAUGAUCCUGGCAAAGAAGGUUCGCACCAACCUUUAGGGGUUUUUAUUUCAACUUCUACCC